GGCACCGGCUCGGACGGGAGCACCGGGACCGGAGAGCACCGAGACCGGAGAGCAGCGGGACCGGAGAGCACCAGGACCGGAGAGCACCGGGACCGGCGAGCACUGAGACCGGAGAGCAGCGGAGCGCGGCCCGGCCGGAUGAGCACAGGCCAUGGCGCGGUGCACGGGGGCCGUCGGGCGGCGGAGCCCAACCGAGCCCUAUAGCGGCCGCUGAGCCCCUGUUCUUGCCACCUCAUUUAUCCCCCCCUGCCUGAGCCACGGAGCCGACCCCCGCGCCCAUGGCGGACUCCCUGUGGAUGCUGAUCCUGGGCUUCAUCAUCGCCUUCGUUCUCGCCUUCUCCGUCGGGGCCAAUGAUGUGGCCAACUCGUUCGGCACUGCGGUGGGCUCGGGGGUGGUGACCCUGCGGCAGGCCUGUGUCCUAGCCAGCAUCUUUGAGACCGUGGGCUCUGUGCUGCUGGGGGCCAAAGUCAGCGAGACCAUCCGGAAGGGGCUGAUCGACGUGAACAUGUACAACUCCACGCAGCAGCAGCUGCUGAUGGCAGGCUCGAUCAGUGCCAUGUUUGGCUCUGCUGUCUGGCAGCUUGUGGCUUCGUUCUUGAAGCUGCCGAUCUCUGGUACCCACUGCAUUGUUGGAGCAACCAUUGGCUUCUCGCUGGUGGCCAAAGGGCAAGAAGGUGUCAAGUGGUCUGAGCUGCUAAAGAUUGUGUUGUCCUGGUUCAUCUCCCCACUCCUCUCAGGCAUCAUGUCUGCUAUCCUGUUCUUCCUCGUCCAGAGGUUCAUCCUCCUUAAGGCUGAUCCUGUUCCCAACGGCUUGCGAGCUUUGCCCGUCUUCUACGCCUGUACUGUGGGGAUCAACCUCUUCUCCAUCAUGUAUACUGGUGCCCCCUUGCUGGGCUUUGACAAGGUUCCUCUGUGGGGUAUCCUCCUCAUUUCGGCCGGGAGUGCUGUUGUCUGUGCUCUCGUCGUCUGGUUCUUUGUAUGUCCGAGAAUGAAGAAGAAAAUUGAACGGGAAAUCAAGUCGAGUCCUUCUGAGAGCCCCUUGAUGGAGAAGAACAUCAGCCCCAAGGAGGAGCAGGAGGAGCCCAAGGUGCCUCCGGGUGAUGCCAAGAGCCCUGUGGCCGAUGCCGCGGUGGCUGCACCGCAGCGUGUGCCGGUGGAGGACAGGACGGUCUCCUUCAACCUGGGGGACCUGGAGGAGGCUCCGGAGCAGGAGCAGCUCCCCAGCCUUGAGCUGAAGGAGACCAGCAUUGACAGUGGAGCCGUGCGGCUGCCCAAUGGGAGCCUGGUGCAGUUCAACCAGGCUGUGGGCCACCAGCUGAGCUCCAGUGGGCAGUACCAGUACCACACGGUGCACAAGGACUCAGGCCUCUACAAGGAGCUGCUGCACAAGCUGCACUUGGCCAAGAUGGGGGAUUGCAUGGGGGACUCGGGGGACAAGCCGCUGCGGCGCAACAACAGCUACACCUCCUACACCAUGGCCAUCUGCGGCAUGCCCCUGGACUCGCUGCGCGCCAGGGACACGGAGGACAUGGAGAAGCUGACGUGGCCUGUGGCUGACACCAAGAAGAGGGUCCGCAUGGACAGCUACACCAGCUACUGCAAUGCUGUGGCUGAUGCCCACCCGGCUGCGGACGUGGACCUGAACACGGCCCAGGCUGAGAUGGGCAUCGGUGAGCGCAAGGGCAGCACUGGAUCCCUGGAGGAAUGGCAGGACCAGGACAAGCCGGAGGUGUCCCUGCUCUUCCAGUUCCUGCAGAUCCUCACAGCCUGUUUCGGCUCCUUUGCUCACGGUGGCAAUGAUGUCAGCAAUGCCAUAGGGCCCCUGGUCGCGCUCUACCUGAUCUAUCAGACGGGCGAUGUGGCUACCACAGUGGCAACUCCCAUCUGGUUGUUGCUCUAUGGGGGUGCAGGGAUUUGCAUCGGCUUGUGGGUCUGGGGAAGGAGAGUCAUCCAGACAAUGGGGAAGGACCUGACGCCCAUCACACCAUCAAGUGGCUUCAGCAUCGAGCUGGCGUCUGCCCUGACCGUGGUGAUUGCCUCCAAUGUUGGCCUCCCCAUCAGCACCACCCACUGCAAGGUGGGCUCGGUGGUCUCGGUGGGCUGGUUGCGCUCCAAGAAGGCCGUGGACUGGCGCCUGUUCCGCAACAUCUUCAUGGCCUGGUUCGUCACCGUGCCCAUCUCGGGGCUCAUCAGCGCUGCCAUCAUGGCCGUGUUCAAGUUCGCUGUGCUCAAGGUGUGAGGACAUCGGUGCUCCUGCUGCUGCUGCCCCUGCCCCGGGGGCUCAUCCCACCGGGGCCAUCGUCACCUCCGGGGCUGCUUCGGUCCUGCCGUGUUGUCACUCAAGUACCUUUAUGUUUGUUUCCCAAUGGCCGUGUCCUGGAGCUCCGGGGGCAGCGCCUGCCCCUGCCGUGACUCCCCUGCUGCGCUGUAGCUUUAGAUUAGCAGUUAUGGGAAGCCACUUCAUUUGAAUGACUUAUUAAGGUCCCCUGGCAGUGAUUCCUCCUUCAGUAAGGACUGGGGCUGGUCCUUGCCCCCCAGGGCAGGGCUUGGGGGUGUCCUUCCCCCCUGGGCUGUGCUGUGUUCAGCUUUGCCUCCAUUGCUGUCUGUGGACACCGGCUGCUGCCCAACCAUCCCCUUGGGGUCAGCCCCUGCCCCCCCCCCCGCUGCUACCUCGGACUCAAUAAAGGUUUCCUUCGUA
Melopsittacus undulatus (budgerigar) is the source of this 2699-nucleotide messenger RNA. It is a transcript of the gene SLC20A1, whose product is annotated as solute carrier family 20 member 1. NCBI's taxonomy places the organism in Eukaryota, Metazoa, Chordata, Aves, Psittaciformes, Psittaculidae. Gene Ontology annotation, molecular function: phosphate transmembrane transporter activity. The transcript is spliced from 11 exons. Gene Ontology annotation, cellular component: membrane. The record is from RefSeq and is a predicted model, not a curated record. Bases 279 to 2240 code for a protein of 653 amino acids. Gene Ontology annotation, biological process: phosphate ion transmembrane transport.